Cercospora beticola is the source of this 853-nucleotide messenger RNA. RefSeq names its product GPI anchored serine-threonine rich family protein. NCBI's taxonomy places the organism in Eukaryota, Fungi, Ascomycota, Dothideomycetes, Mycosphaerellales, Mycosphaerellaceae. The record is from RefSeq and is a predicted model, not a curated record.
AAGCCCUUCAACGCCACCAAACAAUCACAAACCACAGGCCUCUCUCCCAUCAGACCACAAAUCAAGUCAACAUGCGCGCCUCAACACUCCUAGUCAGCGGCAUCGCCACUCUAGCAAACGCAUACCACAAACCCCAAGACAAGCCAACAUGGGGCGCACUUCUGACCCCAAAUGGCGACCUACCCGUCACGCGAGGGCAACCUUUUGACAUCACCUGGAACCCAAAGUACUCUGAUCCAAACUAUGAUGCUUCUGGACAGACCGUGAGCUUGGUUCUCUGUCGCGGAAACUCUAACACUUGUAAUCCGGACACAACAGCUAUCGUGGAAGGCGUCAAGGCAACAGACAACAAGUGGACGUGGAAUGUGCCUUGCGAUUUACCUGCUGGAGAGAAGAAUACGGAUUCGGGCUACGGCAUGUUGAUUAUUGUGGAUCAGGAUGGACAGUUUCAGUAUUCGACGCAGUUUUCGGUGUUGCAGGGUGAUACUUGUCCUUAGGCUCUCAGGUGGUGCUGGAUGUGUAAUGGGUGGAGUUCUCGAUAUGAUCCCAAAGCUUGGAUAGGACACUGGCGAAAGCAUAUAAGACUCAUACGAUGAGACCAGUGAGAAACAGACUUUAUUUCGCACGGACUGGGCGUCAUUGGCUCUCAUGAGGGACUUCAAAUUGUACACACGAUGGCAUUGACCCUUUGUGGAUUUGAACAACCGUCAAACAUGACUACGAACGCACACGGACUAUAGUGACAUUUCUCGCCUGAAGACACGCCUUGCGGUCAACUUUCUGGCAGUUGCAAAAGUUAGCCAGAUUCGAUAGAGUAGCAUCUCUGUGGCACUUGUACUAAUGAAUGCACGAC